AUGGACACCCGGGUCAAGACCAAGUUCCUCAUCCUCUCUGACACCGACUGCUGCAAACCCACAAAGCACACCAUCCCAGACCUUUUUAUCGCCGGCAACCACGACUUCACCCUCGACCCCCUAGCCUUCCUCCCCAAGACCACCUCCAGCCAAGGCGUUUUCCAAGCCCCCGCCGGAGCAGCCACCUCCCUCCUUGAAUCCGCCUCCUCAGAAAACAUUAUUUUUCUUGACGAAGGCACUCGUACUCUUGCCCUCGCAAACGGCGCCCUGCUGACGGUGUAUGCAAGCCCUUACUCCCCCUCAAGGGACAACUCCAUGGCGCUCACUCACAACCGGAAGAAAGGUCAUACAUUCAAGAUCCCGAAGGAGGUGGAUGUGGUGAUCACCCACUCCCCACCGCGUGGCAUCCUCGGUAAAGACUCCAACAGCAAGCAAGCCGGAUGCGACUGCAUCUACGAUGCCAUCGCGACAGCUAGACCAAAGCUGCAUUGUUUUGGGCAUAUACAUGAGGGUUGGGGGGGCUGA
Podospora anserina S mat+ is the source of this 525-nucleotide messenger RNA. RefSeq lists its product as uncharacterized. NCBI's taxonomy places the organism in Eukaryota, Fungi, Ascomycota, Sordariomycetes, Sordariales, Podosporaceae. Gene Ontology annotation, molecular function: hydrolase activity. The coding region runs from base 1 to 525 and encodes 174 amino acids. The record is from RefSeq and is a predicted model, not a curated record. The transcript has 2 exons.